ACAGGCGGAAGCAUGAAAGUGAAACAUUAACGAGUCUGUCGAUCAUCGAUCAUCAGAUCAUCGAUUAUCAGAUUAUCAGAUUAUCAGAUUAUCAGCAGACGUCUCUCCGCCUCUCGGUGUCUGUCAGCGCCGUGACGUCCGGUAACAAACCGGUUACCGGGACUUUGUGACAUCCCCUCCGGAAAUAACCUGCUAGCUUUAGCUGCUAGCUUUAGCUGCUUUUAGCUGUUAGCCUAGCCUAGCCGCCGAGCGGAGAACCGGAGCGUCGGUGCGAUGGGAGCCCACCGCAGUGAGGGAGGCCGGGACUGGCUGGAGCAGGACGGGCCGGAGCAGACGGAGCAGAGCCCGAAGCCGUGGAACUUGAUGAUCAAACACAGACAGAUACACAGACGAGGACGACGCUCACACACGGCAGUCAGCUACACUGAUCCUCAGGUGUCCAUGGACCUGUUGAGGGCUGUGCUUCAGCCCAGCUUCAACGAGGAAAUCAUGGCUGUGUUCAGGAAAUACCAUAAGUUCUUUGAGAAAGGGGCGGAGAACGUGAAGGAGAACGUUGGAGAUGACGUUCAGACCGAACAGCUGAUCAGAGAGGCCUGCAGGAACGUUCUGGAACAUGCCAAACAGCUGUUUCCAGAGGUGGAGGUGAAGAAGGCGGGGUCAGAGGCUGCAGUGAAGAGGUCCAAACCUGUUGAUGAGGACUACAGUCAGAGAGGAAGUCCCAUCCCCAAGAAGAGAAGGGCCCGUCCAGGCGCGGGGGCGGCCUCCGCCGACCGACCUCACACCUUCUCCACUCAAGUGAAGCCCAAGUCGGAUCCAAUCAAGAGAGAAGGACCGAAGUGGGAGCCAACCAGACUGAACGAAAGCAGCACGUUUGUUCUCGGCUCCAGAGCCAACAAGGCUCUGGGGAUGGGCGGGACCAGAGGACGCAUCUACAUCAAACACGCUGAUCUCUUUAAGUAUGCAGCAGAUACGAAGGAUAAGCAGUGGCUGGCAGAGAGACACCACAUGAGAGCGACAGGAGGGAAGAUGGCCUACCUGCUGAUUGAGGAGGACAUCCAGGAACUGUAUCGCAGUGAUGAGUACAAGGACUGUCCGGACGUCAAGAUGGACGAGUUGAAGCCGUUCUCAGUUCCUCUGUGGAUGGUGGAGAAGAUGCAGCGAGCCAUGGAGGCUCAAAGAGACGCUGAACCCUGACCCCCUCCCCCCACACACACACACACCACAUGACCCACCCGCAGUGAUCACAUGUUGUUAUUGUUAAUGCUGUUUUUUAAAAAACGAAAUAAAAACAAACCCUGCAGGUUGUGA
Anoplopoma fimbria (sablefish) is the source of this 1308-nucleotide messenger RNA. RefSeq names its product deoxynucleotidyltransferase terminal-interacting protein 1 (gene dnttip1). The record is from RefSeq and is a predicted model, not a curated record. Lineage: Eukaryota; Metazoa; Chordata; Actinopteri; Perciformes; Anoplopomatidae. Gene Ontology annotation, cellular component: nucleus. The coding region runs from base 274 to 1194 and encodes 306 amino acids. The transcript has 13 exons. Gene Ontology annotation, molecular function: DNA binding; nucleosome binding.